Molecule: messenger RNA, 936 nt
Organism: Trichosurus vulpecula (common brushtail)
Lineage: Eukaryota; Metazoa; Chordata; Mammalia; Diprotodontia; Phalangeridae
Product: olfactory receptor 49-like
Exons: 1
Coding region: 1-936 (311 amino acids)
Biological process (GO): G protein-coupled receptor signaling pathway
Cellular component (GO): membrane
Molecular function (GO): olfactory receptor activity; G protein-coupled receptor activity
Source: RefSeq, a predicted model, not a curated record
AUGGGGAACAGCACCACUAUCACUGAGAUCAUUCUUCAGGGACUCACAGAUGCCUGUGAAUUACAAAUGCUGAUCUUUGUGGGGCUCCUCCUGACCUACCUUAUCACACUGCUAGGGAACCUCCUCAUCAUUGUCAUCACCCUGAUGGAUCAUCGCCUUCACACCCCCAUGUACUACUUCCUCAGAAAUUUUGCUGUACUGGAGAUCUGGUUCACUUCUGUCAUCUUUCCCAAGAUGCUAGAUAAUAUCCUAACAGGGAAUAAGACCAUCUCCUUACUGGGAUGCUUCCUGCAAAGUUUCCUCUACUUUUUCCUAGGAACCACAGAAUUCUUCCUCCUGGCUGUGAUGUCCUUUGAUCGGUAUGUGGCAAUCUGUAACCCCUUGCGUUAUGCCACCAUUAUGAGCAAAAGGGUCUGUGUGCAGCUGGUGCUGUCCUCAUGGAUGGGAGGUUUCCUUCUCAUCAUUGUCCCAAGCUGCAUCACAUUUCAGCAGCCUUUCUGUGGUCCCAAUGUCAUCAAUCACUUUUUUUGUGACAAUUUCCCAUUGCUAGAACUAGUGUGUGCAGACACAAGCCUGGUGGAACUGAUAGGCUUUAUGGGGGCUAACAUCAGUCUGCUGGGUACCUUAUCUGUCACUGCCUCUUGUUAUGGCCAUAUCCUCUAUACAAUCCUGCACAUCCCUUCAGCCAAGGAGAGGCAGAAAGCCUUUUCCACUUGUUCCUCCCACAUCAUUGUGGUAUCACUUUUUUAUGGCAGCUGUAUCUUUAUGUAUGUCAGGGCAGGUAAGGGCAGUGAAGGACAGAACCUGAACAAGAUGGUGGCUAUCCUCAACACUGUGGUGACUCCAAUGCUCAACCCUUUCAUCUAUACUCUGAGGAACAAACAGGUAAAACUGGUGAUUAGGGAAAAGGUGGGCAAGUGGAUCUCCCAGGCCUGA